GAUCACUCACGAAAAAGCUCAGCAGACCCUGAUGUGCAGUAGGUGCUCAAUAAAUGUUAGCCAGCAAAAACAAAAAAAAAAUCAGCUAGGAAAUUGCAGUACUGGACUUCUGACUCCAACCUCAAUGUUCCUUGCCCCACAUCAAGCUGUUUCACUUCAAAUCCUCUCCAUUUCGCAAUGGAGUCAUCCCGGGUUGAAGGAGUGAACUAUGCAUUGGAGGGCUGCCCUAAGCAGGCAGCAAAGAGACAGCUUGGUCUCCAGUGACCUGAAAGAAUUAUUUAUUGCCCUGAAGUCCAGUGUGCCAGUUGCCAAAGGGAAAAGCUUCCUUCCAACUGGCUCAGCAAGCUGACAGAGGAAGAGUCGGGUUCUUGCUGGGGCAGUCAUGCAGAGCUGGGAUGACAAGCAGAAGGCUGGCAGAUCUGUCUCUGGGCAGAUGGAUCACCUGAUACACAUGCUGGGGCCUGAGCCCUGGGAUUGGCCCAAAACAGGGCUGUGUUGACCCAAAAGCUGGGCAUUGGCAUCCUGUCAAUCUGCCGAGAGCCUAGAAAUAGUGCGGGGACAGUCUGCUGGUCUCAGUGUGUUAGAGGAAGCAACCAUGCAGGUGCUAACCAAGCGUUACCCCAAGAACUGCCUGCUGACCGUCAUGGACCGGUAUUCAGCCGAGGUGCACAACAUGGAGCAGGUGGUGAUGAUCCCCAGCCUUCUGCGGGAUGUGCAGCUGAGUGGGCAUGGGGGCCAGGCCCAGGCUGAGGCCCCUGAUCUCUACACCUACUUCACCAUGCUCAAGGCCAUCUGUGUGGAUGUGGACCAUGGGCUGCUGCCGCGGGAGGAGUGGCAGGCCAAGGUGGCAGGUGGGGAAGAGAAUGGAACCGCAGAGACAGAGGAAGUCGAGGACGAGAGUGCCUCAGGAGAGCUGGACCUGGAAGCCCAGUUCCACCUGCACUUCUCCAGCCUCCAUCACAUCCUCACGCACCUCACCGAGAAAGCCCAGGAGGUGACAAGGAAAUACCGGGAAAUGACGGGACAAGUUUGGUAGACCUUGGACACUAGGGAAGAUCCCUUCACAUGAUAGAAAGCAGACUCUUUGAUGUGGCUGGCGGAGCAGUUCACUAGCCGAUGAUGAGAGCAGAAAGGCCUAGACCUGCCGCCAGAAGUGAAGGCGGCUCAGUUCUCCGGGAUGCUUCUCUACCUCCUGAGCACCAAUUCCUGGAUUCCAGUCACUGGCGCACCUUUAGAAUGUCUGUUGCUAUUCACUGCUCCCCUCGCUCCUCUUACCAGCUUGGGGAGGUGACCAGUGGUCCAGUGUGGUAUGGUAGGAAGAGUGUAGGUGUUGGCACGUGACCAAAAUUCACAUCUCCCCUCAUGGCAGUCAUUCAGUACAUGUACUUGUACAAGUUAUUUAAUCCAUUGGAGCCUAAAUUCCCUCAUCUAUAAAAUGGGGAUAAUAUUAUCUACCUCACAAGCUUAUGAAAACUAAACAUGAUGAAUCUAAAGCACUUGGCAUGUGAGGGCUAUUAAAAUAGCCUGAUUUUUUUUUCUCCCCCUCUCCCCUAUGUAUUUGCUCUGGCCCUUGCUUUUUACCCUCUAGAGCUAAGAGGUAGCAGAGUCUCUUGGGAUGAGUGGUUCACCCUCUUUUAUUUGGCGACCACUGAUGAGGCCAAUGACAGGUGAACUAUAAACCUAUUUAUUGCACAACUAAUUAAAAAAGCCAAAGCCUUG
This is a messenger RNA of Nomascus leucogenys (northern white-cheeked gibbon), 1719 nucleotides long. RefSeq names its product thyroid hormone responsive (gene THRSP). Gene Ontology annotation, biological process: regulation of lipid biosynthetic process. Gene Ontology annotation, cellular component: cytosol. The record is from RefSeq and is a predicted model, not a curated record. NCBI's taxonomy places the organism in Eukaryota, Metazoa, Chordata, Mammalia, Primates, Hylobatidae.